Molecule: messenger RNA, 3268 nt
Organism: Nymphalis io (European peacock)
Lineage: Eukaryota; Metazoa; Arthropoda; Insecta; Lepidoptera; Nymphalidae
Product: esterase E4-like
Exons: 11
Coding region: 304-2241 (645 amino acids)
Molecular function (GO): hydrolase activity
Source: RefSeq, a predicted model, not a curated record
AAAUAUCAAUCUUAAUAGUUAAAGUUAAGGGUUAUUAAUGAUUGUUUAUAAAGACACACUUAAGAGGCCAAAUUAAUAAGUGGAGUUUGUGCUGAAUCUAAAAGGAAAAAUACGAUAUUUUGGAAACUAAUCAAGAAAUAAUUAAUAUUCAUAUGCAGCAUUGGACAAAGACAUAUAAUAUUAAUCAGAAAAGAUACUUUUAAAAUUAUGCUGCUCGUUUUAUUGCAACCGUGAUAUUCAAUGUAACUCUUAUUGAAAAAGUGACAAUUAUAAAGGAAUAAAUAUAAGAAGACGUAAGUGGAAAUGCGUUUUCAGUGGUUGUGUAUUGUGUUAUUGUGCGCGUCUGGACCUCUGUUAAGAUGCGACGCGUUGCCGCCAGCGGCUCUUGGCGAUGUUGUUGCGAACGCCGCUAGCAGUUUGAAUUCUAUGAAGGUGACAGGAGCCUGGCGAAGAUUAUCAAGUACAGUGAGUGAGUCAGUAGGCUUGAAGUAUGCAUUACGUCGUCUGCAAGCCGUACCCGCACGAGCGGCGCGCUUGGUACACGCACUUGUGGACCGCAUGCGAGUUGGAGGAGGACCUAUUAUUACAACACAGUUAGGCACUCUAAGAGGAAGGAGGGUCAUCGCAAGAACCAGUGCACAGACGCCAUAUUAUAGCUUUAAGGGAAUUAGAUAUGCACAGCCCCCUCAAGGCCCAUUACGGUUCCGACCACCCGCGCCUUUAGAACCAUGGUCAGGAGUUCGAGAUGCACUCGAAGAAGGAGCGGUAUGUCCACAUCGGUUCAUGCUCUUCGACACGUAUAAAGGUGACGAAGAUUGUCUUUUCCUCAACGUUUAUACACCAGCGUUGCCGGAUAAAUUGUCGGGAUACAAUCCAAAAUUGGCAGUUAUGGUAUGGAUUCACGGCGGUGCUUUUGCCGUCGGAUCCGGCAACGCUUUUCUCUACGGGCCGGAUCAUUUAGUUGGUGCUGGAGUAGUAUUAGUCACGCUAAACUACAGGCUUGGAGCUCUCGGCUUUUUAAGUUUAGAGAAUGAAGAAGUAUCUGGAAAUAUGGGGCUAAAGGAUCAAGUACUGGCUCUGAAGUGGGUCCAAGAAAAUAUCGAGUUUUUCGGCGGUGACCCUCAACGUGUCACAAUCUUCGGAGAAUCUGCUGGCGCUGCUUCUGUGCAUUUACAUAUGCUUUCAUCAGCUUCCCAAGGUCUAUUUCACGGAGCUAUAGCUCAAAGCGGUUUAGCUCUAUCACCAUGGGCUCUUGCACAUGAUCCCCGCGAUCGAGCGUUUGAGCUGGGCAGAGAGCUUGGCAUUGACACGAACAGUACUGCUGAGUUGCUUGGCUAUCUUCGUGCAACACCAAGUGAAUUAUUGGUGAAAGCUGGUGCAAGGUUAGCAGUUGCACCGGGAAAAUCGGCGGACCUGCAAAACACUGUGUCUCUACCUUUCCUUCCGGUGGUGGAACCAAAUAUUCCCGAAGCUUUCCUAACAAAGUCACCUAAGGAACUUCUACCGGGAGCUGAUGUCCCUUUGCUUACUGGUUACAACGCCCAGGAAGGAAUCAUACUGUUUAGGCGACUUCAACGAUAUCCGAAAUUAUUAAGCGAAUUGGAUCAUGAAUUUCGGCGAGCCGUACCGCCAGAGCUGACUUCCUCAGACGAGGAACGUUCGGUAAAGGUUAUGGACCACAUACGAGCGUUCUACUUUCAGCAGCGCCCCGUCGACAUGCGCAAUAUUGACAGCCUCAUUGAUUUGUUCACAGACGUAAUGUUCCUACGUCCAGCGCUGGAGACGUUAAAACUACAAGCGAUGACGAAUCGAACAAGUCCAACGUACUUCUAUCGGUUUGCGUUUGAUGGUGCCCUGGGUCUGUUCAAGAGGAUGCUGGGAAUCAAUCACCCUGGCGCUUGUCAUGGUGAUGAAAUGGGUUACCUUUUUUACUUCUCGCGGUUUAACUACAGGCUAGACGAUGACUCGCCUGAACUCAAAGUUUCCAAAAAAAUGGUACAAAUGUGGACUAAUUUUGCCAAAAGUGGAAAUCCAACGCCUACAAUCGAUUACGAAUCUGUAAUGGACUUUAAAUGGCUGCCAGUCAACGAUACAUCUCAUAUCAACUAUCUAGAUAUUACAGGAAACUUUACGCUUGAAACAGACCCUGAACCCAAAAGAAUGCGCUUCUGGGAUUGGCUAUUUGAGAAUUAUGCCAAUAAACGUACCAACGAUACUGAACGUGCAAGUGAAGUUAAAUAAACCCCUAAGUGAAAUUCAUAAACUAUUAUAACAAUGUAUUUAAAAGUGUCAGUGCCGAGAGUGAUGAACUCUUUAUUACUAAAUAUUUUUCGUUAAGUAUUGUUUAUAUUGUAUUUUCCUCAACAGCUGAGAAACCACGAAGUGUUAUUGUAUCUGUUCGUUUGUAUGUUUCUAUAAAAGUAAAUCUUUGAGGCCAUAACUAGACAGAAACACAACAAAUCAGUAAUAUUGCAGAUGGCCUCCACAUCAUAAAGUGUUAUAUGGGCAUUGUACGAAAUAUAUGGAUUUUUGAUACUUUUUAAUAAUUGUAGUACAAUUUAAAUGUGUCAUUUUUUUUUAAAAAUCAAUUAACUUCAAAGUACUGUACUUUAAAACCAAAUUUGUAUAUAAAUCCGAAAAGUGGUUGAUGCUGAUUUAUAUAUCAACCAUUAUCUCAUGGUCCGGGAGGUAGCGUUGCAUUUACAAAAGUCAUAGUAUGCCGGCUGAUGUUGACAACGAUAGUUGAUCUUAUAUUAAUAAGCAAACCGACCAUCAGCUGCCCUAGUAGCGUCGGGUUUGGCUGUGGGAGGGUGUGUCUCACUCUUUACUGGGUCAGCUGACGGUCUUUCCACCCUUACCCAGGCUGACGAUUGUUUUCGUAUUUUCAAAUAUUUAAGCUCAUAUUAUUUUACAAAUUCAUGCGACCAUCCAUGCGAGUUGACGAUUAUUUUCCAGCUCAGCAUGAUGUUAACUAUUCAUGAGAAAAGUUUCAGCUGACAUACUAUAACUUUUUUUUUCUUUUUUUUACCAAUUUCGCAAUCUCCCACAGCCAAACCUACUGUUGGUGCGUCAGCUGACGCUCGGUUCUUGGAUUAUGGCAAUCGAUCGGCUUAAAAUCACUACCGAAAAUGCAAUGCUACUUCUCGGACCAUCAACUCUCAUUAGGUGGUACAGUUUCCUAUGUCUCUCAUCUUCUUAGUUAAUCUUAGUUUAGCAUCUAUGUAAAUACGUAUCUAGUAAUUGUUAAAAAAAUAAAUUUAAGUAUUUA